CACCACCAGAAAACCAGAGCUGGUGAAUGUGAGUCCCAGCAGGGCUGCAGUGUUGCAGCUGCUCGGAGAGAUAAGGCGUGGGGACGUCAGAGCAGAGCUUUCGCUUGCACUGAAGCGAGGCCUGGACUGUGAGGAACCGGGUGAAGAGCGAUGAACUCUCUAGAACAAGCAGAAGAUCUGAAGGCUUUCGAGAGGAGACUAACGGAGUAUGUAUCCUGUCUGCAGCCAGCUACAGGCCGGUGGCGAAUGAUUUUGAUCGUGGUGUCAGUUUGCACAGCGACCGGAGCUUGGAACUGGUUAAUAGACCCAGACACUCAAAAGGUGUCCUUCUUUUCGUCUUUAUGGAAUCAUCCGUUUUUCACCAUCAGCUGCAUCACUCUCAUCGGCUUGUUCUUCGCUGGAAUACACAAACGCGUCGUCGCACCAUCGAUUAUUGCUGCACGCUGCCGGACAGUGCUAGCAGAAUACAACAUGUCGUGUGAUGAUACGGGGAAACUUAUCCUUAAGCCACGGCCUCACAUCCAGUAGCUGAUCUGGAGCUGAAUGUUUUUUUGUUUGUUUUUUUUCCUCCCCCCACCCGGUUUUGUUUGAAGAAUAUGAAUGCUACCGUUUUAAAAGCCUCCCCUGUACACACACACACACAGACACACACACACACACACACACACGUGCAGUUUUACUUUACAUCAUACAUUAAGUGUCUGUAUUUCUAAUGCUGUUCUUUUAUUGUGUACCCCGUGGGAAUCGUUUGCUAUUUUAAGCAAAUGGCUUAACACUGUAAUUAUUAAAUACACAGAUCUCUUUAAUUAGAGAACUUUAUACAUCUGAAAGAGACUCUGUUACGAUCAGUAGGUUUUGUACCAUAAAUAUCAUUGUAUAACUACACCUUUACAGAUAAGAGUCUUUUAAAUUGUAGAUAUGAUUCCCUGAAUUUGAUUUUAUGCAUGUAUACAUUAUUUAAGACCAGAUGUGCUGCUUUGUUUUCUAUAUUUGUAGGUUUUGAAAGAAUCUUUCUGAUAUCAAUAAUAAAAUGGCUUCCUUUUUUGUGAUAA
Pangasianodon hypophthalmus (striped catfish) is the source of this 1052-nucleotide messenger RNA. RefSeq names its product CTD nuclear envelope phosphatase 1 regulatory subunit 1 (gene cnep1r1). Gene Ontology annotation, cellular component: cytoplasm; Nem1-Spo7 phosphatase complex. Bases 151 to 528 code for a protein of 125 amino acids. NCBI's taxonomy places the organism in Eukaryota, Metazoa, Chordata, Actinopteri, Siluriformes, Pangasiidae. The record is from RefSeq and is a predicted model, not a curated record. The transcript has 7 exons.